This is a messenger RNA of Anopheles funestus (African malaria mosquito), 478 nucleotides long. It is a transcript of the gene SmF, whose product is annotated as small nuclear ribonucleoprotein F. Gene Ontology annotation, cellular component: catalytic step 2 spliceosome; U1 snRNP. The transcript is spliced from 2 exons. Gene Ontology annotation, molecular function: RNA binding. NCBI's taxonomy places the organism in Eukaryota, Metazoa, Arthropoda, Insecta, Diptera, Culicidae. Bases 184 to 450 code for a protein of 88 amino acids. The record is from RefSeq and is a predicted model, not a curated record. Gene Ontology annotation, biological process: spliceosomal snRNP assembly; mRNA splicing, via spliceosome.
UCAAACACGCUUGCAAUUUGUCAAAAUUUCCCCCGCCGGCUGUGCUCUGGAGAAGAAAAACAGAUUUCACUGAAAGACGCCGAUGUUUUAGCAGCUUUCGCAUUUCCCAGCAAAUUACGGUGUGUGCUAUUUGCUUUGCUUGUCCACGGAUCCACAGUAAGAGAAACAAAACAUUCUUCCACGAUGGCGACUGCUAUGCCAAUAAACCCGAAACCAUUUCUAAAUGGACUUACCGGCAAACCGGUAAUCAUAAAACUAAAGUGGGGCCAUGAGUACAAAGGGUUCCUGGUGUCGGUGGACGGUUACAUGAAUAUGCAGCUAGCAAACACGGAAGAGUUUGUGGACGGACAAAACACGGGACACCUCGGCGAGGUGCUGAUUCGGUGUAACAACGUGCUGUACAUUCGGGGCAUAGACGAUGAAGACGAGGAAGGUGAAAUGCGAGACUAAAAUAGUGUUUAGAAUAAAUGGUUUUUUU